GUGGAGCGGAAGCAGAAGGAGGAGGAGAAGCGGGAGCGCGAGGAGGUCCUGCAGAGGCUGACGGAGGAGCAGAGGCUGAAGGACGCCGAGCUCUCCAGGCGCAUCGCGGAGGCCGAGCUGGCGCGGGCGGAGCAGAGGGGCACGAAGGAGGAGCUGGAGAAGGCCCAGCGCGAGCGCCUGGAGCGGGAGGAGGAGCUGAAGAGGGAGAAGGCCGAGAAGGCCGCGGCCGAGCAGGAGAUGCAGCGCAAGCUUGAGGAGCUGCGCCAGAAGAAGGAGGACAGCGACCUACAGCACAAGCAGGAAUUCGAGGAGGCCAUGACCGCCAAGAAGCGGGAGAUGGACGCCAAGGAAGAGGAGAUGAAGACCCGCCUGGCAGACCUGCAGGCCAUGCUGCAAAAGAAUGCGACGGACUACGACGAGCUGCAGCGGCAGGUGCCCGUGGGUGCCCGUGGGUGCCGGGAGGUGCCUGGAGUGCCCGUGUGCCUGGGGCUGCCGUUGGUGAUGGCGGGCGUGUCUAUCGCGAUCAGCUGUGCCGCGCUGAUCUCGCAGAUCGGGGCCGUGGCCGCCGUGCAGAAGGGCCACGAGACUGGCCACGAGAGGGGCCACGGCCAGGACAAGGCCGGCGUGCUUGGGCAUGGCAAGGGCUUCAUGGCUUCCAUCUCAAACCACACUGGCCGCCAGACACCCGAGGAACUGGGCUUCACAAGCGAUGGCGACGUCGAUCCGGCCCAGCAGAAGGUGUCGAUGAUGAGUGAGGAGAACUGCCUCGACCUCGGAGCCAAAGGGUUCCCGCUGCCGGUAUUCAAGAUGCUUCAGGCCGUCGAUUGGAGCGCCCAGAAGUACCUUGAGCAGAUCCAGAGCGUGGGGUACGUCGAGGACGCUCUGCAGAUGACGGCCCCGGAGGACGCCAUCCUGAAGUCCGACUGCAUGAAGGACGGCAAGGGCAGGAUGAAGCACAUCUUCGUGGGCGACUCCCAGAUGCUGUCCCUCCGCAACGCGCUCCACCGCCUGAACAAGUGCCCCGAGAUCUGGUGGGACGCGAACGCCACAGACGCCCGCACCGGCCGCAGGGCGGCGACCACAUCCGUCGGCCGGCUGCACUCUGGCACGCGACAGGCCCCCGAGAGCGCUGUGGAUGGCUGCAGCGAGGACGGUAUCGCAUCGUUCAUCUAUUGGGACGCUUGGGUCCAGAGGAACGUCCCUGUGGAGGAAAUUCGGCGUGAGAUCGAGGUCCUUGACCUGGAGCCGAAGCGGGGCGACACCGUGGUCGUCUGGGUGGGCUCGAACUUCAUCAGCGCUGCGCGGCGCACGGGCGUUCUCUUCGACACGAUCAACAAGAUGCACGAGAUGGGUGUGCAUCUCGUGUGGGAUUCGCCGACUUUCCACGACGUCGCCCUCAUGGCCGCAGCUUCUCCUCGCGAUGAGGGUCGCGACCCGACCAACUCGUUGCCCAUCUCGUACUCCACCAUGAGCAGGAGGAAGACGCAGGGCACACUGGGCUCUAACCAGUUCAAAUCUGAGAAGGCCUUGCUCAAGUCGGGGGUCGAGAUCCCGAUGACGAAGCGCUGGCAGCUGACAAACCGUUACCGUGGUCUCCAGUGCGACGGCAUGCACACCGACAUGCGUGCCAGGGACCCGCUGUUCUACAACCAGGAGUGUCCGGUAGGCAGGCAGAUGUACGGCGUGAGCGGCAGCGGCUGCAACUGGGUGGAGCCCUUCAGGGCCGGCCUGGCAGACCUGUGCCCGCUGGCCACGGGCGUCGACGACCUCGUGCUCCAGAGCGGCCUCUACGCCGUGUGCGCCGCCCACGAGCGGCCGUUCUGCUACCAGCACACCGAGACCAUCCGCUGA
Messenger RNA from Prorocentrum cordatum, 1851 nucleotides. Lineage: Eukaryota; Dinophyceae; Prorocentrales; Prorocentraceae. The record is from the annotation of a GenBank genome assembly.